UAAAGCCAAUUAUGUAUAUGAUCCUUGCUCUGGGUAUCGCAGCUGCAAUUUAUAAAGUCAUUUAUUCUUUAGAUAAUGAUAGUAAUCGUUGUGAACUGUUAUAUGGGAUGGGUCCAAUGUUUGAAGCAAUAACAACACGUUGUUGUGUGGACUACGAUAUAGAAGAUGAACCAGAGUAUGGAGUGCAUUAUCCACCAAAUUUCUUUGAAACUUGUCACGCAGAAAAUCAUGUCGAUGUGUUUGACUGCGUAUUCCCCAACUGUUUUGGAAAACUUCUGAAUAUUGUGGACAUUAAUGGAGUUUUCAUCGGGAAAACCGGAUUACGUAAUUAUUUUUCGAAGAUCCCUACUUCCGAUGCGCAGUUGAAAAACAUGUAUUCUGAGUGUGCCCGAAAAAACUUCACAAACUACGGACCGCAUCCUGAAGUUUGUGAUAUGCUCAAAGUAUUUUACUGUAAAAAUUAUGCCCAGUUGAAAUUAUGUCAAACAUUUUAUAAUGAAAAAAGAUGCGAAUUAUAUAAUUCCAUGAGAGGGCACUGUGCAUACUAAUUACAUUUAAGGUAGAUAAAAUAUCUAUAUAAUGAGUCAAUAUUUACAAGAUAAAAACGUACCUAUAAAGAAUUUUCUUUGUUAUUUGUUCUAAAGCCAAUUUUCGGGGAACUCAAGUUCAUUUAAAGGGUCAAUGUAUGCGCUUCUUCAACAAGAUUUCGGUUGAUAUUCAAAUUUUGUAAUUUACGGGGUAUAAAACGACAGGGAGAUAAGAUAUAGUACAGCUUCUGCAUACUUGGAUGACAUAAUUGCCAAGAUCUAUGUGUAAUAUAUGAAAUAAAUACCGU
This is a messenger RNA of Hyposmocoma kahamanoa, 835 nucleotides long. RefSeq lists its product as uncharacterized. The coding region runs from base 12 to 548 and encodes 178 amino acids. Lineage: Eukaryota; Metazoa; Arthropoda; Insecta; Lepidoptera; Cosmopterigidae. The transcript has 5 exons. The record is from RefSeq and is a predicted model, not a curated record.